GGAGGUCCUCUCAGAAAUCACACAUACAGUCUGAAGUCUUCUUGAAAAGACCUCAGGUGAGAGAAGGUAAAAGAAUGUUUAUUCAUGUUUUUAGUAUCGCAUCACUUGGAAAAAGUGACGUGAGCGAGUCUUGGGAGUCUGGCGAGUCUCACGGGGGAUCAGUCAGGCUGGUGAAGAUGGAGUUCCGUACAUCGCCUGCAGGCACCAAUCCCCAGGUGCUCCCCGCCGCCUUUGAAGCGCCGCGCCGCCCCGGGCCGCCGCUGCAGCUUCAUGUAGUAAACCUUUGUGGACGGAAACGUUGCUAACAAGUAACGAGAGGGAGAUAGCUAAGCCAGGCGGGUCUCCUGGCGCAGCCUCCUUCCGCCAGAACAAAGAUUACAUUUGCAUUAAAUUUUGGUAAAGCUUUGUCAAGAAGGAACAAGUUGAGAUUGCUGGAGGUGCGGCGGGCAGCGAACCGCGCCGCCCAGCCCCAGGCACCGCUCGCGGCACAGUGCCACCGCCCCGCCGGCCUGCGAUUUGUUUACAUGGGAAAAAGUUUCGUACCUGACACCGUCAAAAGCCACGUUUUGGUAUCAAGGUAAUUUUUUUUUUAAAUCUAUUUAUUACACCAACACUUGGGAUGCCCUUCUUACCCUGGCGGCCACCGAUCACGCUUGCAGCGCCGCAAUGAUCCGCCCCUUCCCGGAGCACGGGUGCCAGGGCGAGGCAGCAGCCCUCAUCCUGCUGCAGGAGGCGCGCCACACACCGGCGGCAGACUCACUUGCCUCACUUUGCUCAGGGAACGGCCAGGACGUCGCGUCAAGACGCGGUGCUCGGCGUGGCCGCCAUCAGGAUGCACGCGCCGAGCGGUACAAAUAUCAAUAGAGUGGCGAGGGAGGCGCGUGGCGCGUGGCCGCGGCAACCUCCCCCGCCAGGCUGCUGCCGCUGCCAGCUCCGAGCGGCACUGGCGCCGGCAGGACAUGGGCGGAGUCGUGGCGGCCUGCAGCUUGUCUUGGCCUCAAGCUGCCGCUGAACAGUGACUCAAGCUUCAUGCGUUUCAAUGGACACGCCAUCUAUGAUUUGCCUAACAAGGUAAGUACAGACCAAUUUGGAGGUGCUGGGCGGGGUGGGCGCCGGGCGGGUGGUGCACGUGCGCGCACAGUGGGCGGGGCCGGAAAUCUGUCCAGCCAACGGUCAAUCAGGACGCCGCCCGCCUAAAUCCUCCGCCAAUCAGAGUGCUCGCCUUGCACUCUUACAGAUUUUGGCGGUCUUUAUUUUCGUUUUAGAAAUUGAAUCAGUAGUGAUAUGGCGUAGUAUUUUUGGUUAUAGAGACGUUUUGCUUGCAGGCGAAGAGAGUGUGAGGACGCCCUAAUGAGGCGCGUCAUGAGGGGCGCGCCGAUCACGCCACGGCGCCCAUCGUGAAUUAUGAAAUCUGGCGUAAAGAAGUCGACGAGAGCCGUCAACGCAACAAUAAGAUUAUGGUAAUGAAGUGGCGGACAAGUGCUUUAGCGGCUGUCGUAAGGGCGAAAGUUGCCGCGUCUUCCGUGGGAUACUCGCCCUUCCCGCCGCGAGGAUGCGUCGGAAGUGCUGAUUGAAUUUCGGCGUGGUUGUAGCAACAUGGACGUCCGUGGUGGCGGCGCCCGAGAGACAGUGUGGGUCCGACGGAGUGUUUGGCCGGAGGUGCGUGGUCCCCUCCGCUGCGUGUGCCCGCUGUCGCCGCCGCCGCCGCCGUCACCGCCGCCCGCACCCGCCGCCACCCGCGCCGCCCACCCAUCUUAGUCUACGGGGCGGCCGUCUUGUUUUGCUCCUGCAUCGUCAGCACAGACUAUCGCGUGACUGGAGACAAACUCUGUCGUGUAUAUGAUGCACCGGGACGUGGCACGCGCGGGAGCAGGCCCCCGCUGGUGGGCGUCGCCGGCAGGAGUCACCUGUACCACCAGCAGCCGCGGCGUGAACUCGCUCUUCAAAUAAGAUAACUUCGUCAUUUUUCGUAAAAGAAAAAAUAGUAACCAUUAGACAAUUUAGUAAAUUUCUGCGAUCCUUUGAUUAAAAACUUGGAAUAAAUUUAGUUGGUGUGUGAGCAGCCAGCCAGUCUGUCUGUCUGUCUGCCUGUCAUCCCUGACGCGGCGCCAGCACCACAACCCACGACUCCCGUGCUGCUCCUUAUCGCUCGUCUCCGCCGCCGAUGCCGCCGGCCGCGACCCCCGUACACAAGCGAUAACUGUUGAGAGGCGACAAGACUGGCAGCGUGAAGCCUGAGGUCACCUGUGGCAGCGGUGGCCAGAGUGACCUGCCGCGGGGCGUGGCCCGGUUGGGUGGGCGCCAGGCCUGGUCUGGGCACAGGCUGCUCGGCCUGUCUCGCCCACAAUAGAUGACCUACGAGGUCAAGUUAGCUUGACGCCAAGCAACAUUUUCCUCUCCCUCGCGAGUCUCGGGAAGGAAGCACCGCAGCCUACAACAGCAGGACAAGACUCCGCCACCAUGCUGAAGGAAGGCUCCCUCUCCUGCUCCGGCGGCAGCACCAGCGCCUUCAGGGUCGUCACUCCCAAGGACCGGGACAAGGCAGACGGAGUGUCAGCGGCGCCCCUGCUGAGCUUGCCGGUGCCGCCGCCGCCGCCCCUGGUGUCCCAGAGCUCGGUGGGAGGGCUGGGCGGGUCGCUGUCCCUGGGCGGGUCCCUCCCGUUCCCCUACCACCCCCGCCUGUGGCCCGCUCCGCCCCUCGGCCUCUCCACCAACCUUCUCCGAGAGUCCCCCUUCUCGCUCCUCCCCUUCCUGCCGCGCCAGCCACCCGCCAGCCUGCCCGCCCACGUCACCUCCCCCGCCCACGCCCCGCACACCCUCACAUCAUCGCCCAUCGGACCAAUCACCUCGCCGCUCUUCACCAGUGCGGGUGCUUACACUAAGGAAUCCAAGCUGAUGAGCGAGGCGGAGGGCGACGCGCGGGGCGCCUGCAGACCAGCCAAGGCUGACACCGCCACCAGCGCCAGGGCGUCCUUCGAGCGCUCCUCCUUCACCAUCUCGUCUCUGGUGGGCCGCAGCCUCUCACCCUGGGCCAGCCACGUAGACGACGGCGCGCACGAUGGCCCGAGGAAGACCAAGGAGGAGGAGGAGGAAGAGGAGGAGGAGCACAUCGAGGUGGUGGACAGCGUGGAGGAGCCGCUCAUGACAGACUCCCAGGACGGGCCCGGCGACCAUCUCAAGGAGGACGGUGAUAAGUCCCCUUCGGGGCGCGCGCUGUCCCCCCUGCCGGCGCGAGACACGAGCCCCGUCGUCACGUCCAGCAUCUUCGAGAGCCUGUCCGCAGCAGCCAAAGCGCCCGUGCCGGAGUUCAGCGUGGCGCUCAACCUGUCCGCCAAGCAGGACGAGACCACCACGCCCAGCCUGCGCGAGCCGCUCGUGGCCAGCAAGGUGAGCGAGGGCGGCAGUGUGGGCUCCCCGCUGUCCCCGCGCGAGGCGCCCACCUUCCCCCAUAGCCGCCCCUUCCUGCCCUCGCUACCCCUGCACGCCCGCGACUCCCUGCUGGAGAUGCCGCGGCCCCCCAACCUUCCCCUGGGCCUGUAUCCUCCCCCGCCCCUCGUCCUCUUCAAGAAGGACGGCGAGGCCUCCUCCUCCUCGUCAAGCCUGGACGCGAACCGCAACAGCCUGGCAGUGUCCUACCCGUCGUCUUUCAACUACUCCUUCCCCUGGAGCAUGGCCAGCUCGGAGACGCUGUUCCCCUGGUCCCUGCCCACGCACGGCUCGCUGCCCCUGGAUGGAUCCCUGGUCAAGCCGCUCCCCCUGGGAGACGUGUACUCAUGCAUCAAGUGCGAGAAGAUGUUCAGCACGCCGCACGGCCUCGAGGUGCACUCCCGCCGCUCUCACAACGGCAAGCGGCCCUUCGCCUGCGAGUACUGCAACAAAACCUUCGGCCACGAGAUCAGCCUCACGCAGCACAGGGCGGUACACAACGCGGAGAAGGUGUUCGAGUGCAAGCAGUGCGGCAAGUGCUUCAAGCGGUCCUCCACGCUGUCCACGCACCUGCUCAUCCACUCCGACACGCGCCCCUACCCCUGCCAGUACUGCGGCAAGCGCUUCCACCAGAAGUCAGACAUGAAGAAGCACACCUACAUUCACACAGGCGAGAAGCCCCACAAGUGCACGGUGUGCGGCAAGGCGUUCAGUCAGUCGUCCAACCUCAUCACGCACAGCAGGAAGCACACAGGCUUCAAGCCCUUCGCCUGUGACUUGUGCGGCAGGUCCUUCCAGCGCAAAGUUGAUCUCAGGCGGCACAAGGAGACGCAGCACACGGACCUGCGCACGCCGCAGCCUGUCACAGACCUGCGGGCGCCCGUCACCACGGAGCUCAGGACGCAGAUGACGGACAUGCGCUCCCCGGUGUCCGCACUCGCCGACACGAGGUCGCAAAUGACGGACGUGCGGUCACACCUGGGGGAGGUGCGGCCACCCAUGCCGGAGGUUCGCUCACCGAUGACAGAGGUGCGCUCCUCCAUGGCGGAGGUGAGGCCACAAGCCCCCGAGGUCAGGUCGUCCAUGUCUGACAUGAGGUCACAGAUACCUGAGGUGAGGACAUCCCUGGGAGGGGUCAGGUCCCCCGCGCCGGACGUCAGAAGUCCCCCGACCAGCCUCAGAAGUCACAGCGGAGACCCCCACCACGUGAGUGACGUGAGGAGUCAGGUGGGUGCGCACGGCGCCGAGCUCCGGGGCCAGAUGGGUGAGCUGAGGCCUGCUAUCACAGACAUCAGGCCGCAGGUGAACGAGGCGCGCCCCAAGGUGAGCGACGGCGGCCUUGACCUCCGCGCCACCACCAUCUCAGACUUCCGCUCGCAAAUGUCGGACCUGCGGCCCCAGGAGCUGCGGCCCCUUAGCUAAGGGACGCGGAAGGCGCCGCUCCAGGUCCAACCAGACAGCGUGAGCCUGACGGACUGCAGGGCGGCGGCGACGACUGGUAGGACCACGCUGUGUCACCACCACCGCCUCCGCCGUAGCCGCCGCCACCCCACCGCCACACCUCGGGCACUCCCCUCAUAGCGCCACGAAGGAGUCCAGCUUGGCGGGGCUGAGGAGAGCCCUUCCCCGCCAGAUGAGGGAUGGCGGGGCUGGGGGAGCCCACGGAGCUCCCUCAAGAAAGCUAAUUUCCUUCAUGUUAGCUAAAAAUUGUGGAGCAGCUGCAGCGCCUCGUGCUAAAUGGUGAUGACAGCUUCGCGGCAGCUGGGGCACACUGGCCCGCUCUCACACUGGUUCAAAGCUUGCAACUCCAAAAUUAAAUAAAUGCAAUUGUUAGUUGACAGUUGGAUGUGUUCUAUUUACUACAAGUGUGCUGUGCGUGACGCUUGGGACGCGAGGCAAGAUGUUGUGGCCUUCCUCGCCGAUCCACCCACUCGACCCGCCGCUGCGCGAGGUCACCAGACUCUUCAUGGUAUCUUUGGCCCAACACGUCUACUUUAUACUCUAGUCAUGUAUUGUUUCUGGAGGCUCGAGUCUCAUCUCAUUUUCUAUGAGUGUUGUUACUGCUGGCGCGCCGCUCUGUGUAUAUACUUGUGCGCGGCCCUGGGACGCCCGCCGCGCCCGCCGUGCCCACCGCCGCUCCUUUCCUUCAUUGCACGCCCAUGGGCGGUCACGGCCACGUGUGGGGCGAGGCAUCGAGUAGCGUGGGUCCGGGUUGCUGCCGAAUGGUUAGCUGAGGCGUCACCUUGACUGCCGCCGCAAUGACAGGUCACUCCUGAGCCCGGCACCCGCGCCCCACCAGAGGACAGACCACAUUAGUGACUUCUGCUGUAUUCCUGUCGCGGGCGCCAGCAGACCCAGAGCGCGUGCCCUCGGAGGCGGCUUCCUGGCCGCCGUCACGCCAAGGUUUCUCCACAACGAAUAUUAGUGUUAAUUAGGACAGUCAUCCCGCGUACACCCACUCCUCCUCGCGGCGUCCCGCACGCGUCAGGGAGUAGCCAGGGCGCCGGCGGCCGUUCCCGAUCCUGUGAUGAUGUGAAGGCCGCCCACACUCCUACACUAGUGAUGCCAACACCACACACACACACACACACACACACACACACACACACACACACACACACACACAACACACACACACACACGCUCAGGCACGGCUGUAUGCUGUGCAAAUCCGAGGGACAAAAUGCAUUCCACGGCCCGUGCCUCACUGCAGGGGCGCCGCGGGUGACGGUGCAGGCCCCGCCGAGGCUCGCCGGCCCCGCCCUCUCCCUCACGCCGCGGGAAGCGACCCACAUCUCGUUACACUUUUACCAUUCGUGUUACCUUCAUUUGUAAGUGUUGCGUAAUCUUUAAGUGUUGCUAUAUUUUAUAUCCUCACGCGUCACCUCUCUCUCUCUCUCUCUCUCUCUCUCUCUCUCUCUCUCUCUCUCUCUCUCUCUCUCUCUCUCUCUCUCUCUCUCUCUCUCUCUCUCUCUCUCUCUCUCUCUCUCUCGGGCGCGGCCUGGCCCACGCCCGCCUUCAUUGAGCUCCGUGACACAUCUCACUCCCUAUCCAACCAGUCACCCCGCAGACCCUGAACCCUGAACCCCAGGCGGCCCCGGAGCCCCUCACCAAACCCUAAAACCCUGAAGCCCGAGAUUUUGUGCAUCAUGCAGACAAGCCCUGCCAACACCCAGCCCCAUCACCACCACCGCCGUUGCUUCCUUGUCAACUCCCUCAUUCUCGUCUCAGCCUCCCGAGGGCGACCAUCACGCGGCGCCCACACCAACACGGCGGCAAGUGUGUUUGUGCGUAUGUGUGUUUGUGUGUCGGGUCUUUGUACCCAUCACACUCACACACACAUACACACACACGUACACACACACACACACACACACACACACACACACACACACACACACACACACACACACACACACACACACACACACACACACACACACACACACACACACACACAUUCAUUCUCCCAGCCAUCAUCUUGCUAAGUGUGGUGGUCAGCCCUGAUUGGCAUCCCCCUCCUCCUCCUCCUCCAUCCUCUGGCGGCCACACCAGUAAUAUCCUCCCAUCUGGUGCUCACCGUUGGCCUCCUUAUGCUGGACUGCCUCUCACCUCCUUGUCUUCCCUUGAUAUCACGGCAUUUUCCAUCUUUCACCCAUUCACUGGUGGACGAUUUUUUUUCCCAUAACCACUUACGAUAUUUUAAGACAUUUUCUUGUGAUACGGUCUUUUUAAUAGUUCUGUGGCAUAGAAAAUAAAAGAAAUCAUUCCUUUUUCUUCUUUUCCGUGUCUCGAGGCAAGUUAUCUUUCUUACGGUGUCCUCACUGUCAACAGGAAAGAUGGCCAUAGCAUAGUAAAGAUGAUAAGAACAUAAGGGAAGCUGCAAGAAGUCGUCAGGCCUACAUGUGGCAGUCCCAGAAUGAAACAUGCCUGCCUAUCAUCUCCAUCUAUCAUCGUCAUUCAUAAAUCUGUCUAACCUCUUAAACUCCCUAAUGACUCAGCGUUAACAACCUGAGUCUAUUCCAUUCACUUGUCACUCUGUUUGAGAACCAAUUCCUCAAGUUCGUUCACUUGUACCUGCCUCCGUGCUUCAUUCUGCAAAGUGUAUAACAGCAUUCAUUAUUUCUUUCAUGCUAACUUCUUUCUUUUUAAUGUUCUAUUUGAUAUUUUGCGGGUUUUCAUGUACAGGUCAAGUUGUCUUUAGUUUCUUUUUGUCCUGGUUGUCACAUUCUCUCUCUCUCUCUCUCUCUCUCUCUCUCUCUCUCUCUCUCUCUCUCUCUCUCUCUCUCUCUCUCUCUCUCUCUCUCUCUCUGGCCUCGUUCUGUUCCCUUGUACAAGUAAGCAUUGUCACACUUACUUUCCUCCAUUCCUCGCCCUUUGCGUUAAUCCUUCCUUUCCUCUUCCUCUCCCUCCUCUUGUUUAUUCACUCUCCUGAAAUAUAAACAGAUGUAAGUUAUUAUAUUUAUUCUACUUCAUUCCGCUACUAAUCUCCUGUACUACUUCCUUUCUCCUUCCUUCCUUCCUUCCUUCCUUCCUUCCUAACUUCCCUCCUUCUUUCAUGUGUAAAUAGUAACUACCGUUCCCUCUCUUCCUCUAUCUACCUUUCUCUCCCUGUCUCGUAUUUUCUUCCCUUUGUCCUUCCCGUGUUCGUGCCUCCCUUCCUUCCUCUUCCCUUCCCUUCCCUUCCUUACCCUUUCCUUAUCUCUUCCUAUAAUCCCCAUCCUCAAUUUUCCUUCCCUUCACCAACUGCUCUUUUCCUCCCCUCUCUUCUCUUUCCCCUUAUCCAUCCUUAUCAACAACACCUCUCUUCUCUUCGUUCACUUCCCAUACAUCCUAACUUAACCUUCUUGCCUUACCUAAACAAACCAACCGGCCAUUCUUCUCCUCCUAGCCUGUGUGUUCCCUUCCCUUUCCAUCUCUUAUCUAUCUCUAUAACACUUUUCUGCUCUUAGUUCAGUUCCCAGACCUCCUAACCUACCCUUUCUGUCUCACCUAAGCAGCCCAAUCCGCCUUUCUUCCGCUCCCAUUCCAAUGUGUUCCCUGCCCUCUCUCCCUCGACCGACGUGUCCUCCCCAGUCAGCUUGCUCCCGUAAUCUGUGUCUAGUGCCCCGGUCCGCUGCUGAGCUGCUGUAGAGACACACACGAGUCCUGUAUCCUGCCAUUAUGUACUGUAAAGAAGUUUAUUAGAGUUAUGAUUGAUGCCAUGCGUGUACCUUUGUUUAAUAAAAUAUUACAUAUA
This is a messenger RNA of Scylla paramamosain (green mud crab), 8665 nucleotides long. RefSeq names its product PR domain zinc finger protein 2-like. The record is from RefSeq and is a predicted model, not a curated record. Lineage: Eukaryota; Metazoa; Arthropoda; Malacostraca; Decapoda; Portunidae. Bases 2461 to 4848 code for a protein of 795 amino acids. The transcript is spliced from 5 exons.